Molecule: messenger RNA, 1888 nt
Organism: Gigantopelta aegis
Lineage: Eukaryota; Metazoa; Mollusca; Gastropoda; Neomphalida; Peltospiridae
Product: peroxisomal membrane protein PEX16-like
Exons: 10
Coding region: 41-1099 (352 amino acids)
Biological process (GO): peroxisome organization
Cellular component (GO): peroxisomal membrane
Source: RefSeq, a predicted model, not a curated record
CGUAGUAUUUUCAAAGAGGAAAACCCCAUAACAAGCCAACAUGGCUGAUACAUUAAAAAAUGUUUAUGAAAAAUACAAACAGUCUGUCAGAGAUCAUCCUGACAAAGUAGGCCAGGUGGAGACGACUGUUCGUUUGUUGUCAUAUCUUGUUGCAGGAAGAUUUGGAAAUUCCCAAGUGUUAUCCGAAUUGAUGUAUACUGCUUCAAACCUGCUAGUUCUUCUCAAUGACGCUAUACUCAAACAGAAGUCCAAGAUUGUACCUAAAGUUCCUGUGUCUCAGGAACGCUUGUGUCAGCUGCUGACUGUACUGGAGUAUGUGGAAGUGUUUGUCGAGAUCACUGCAAUGCGACUGUGGACGCCCCUGGGAAGAUGGCUUGUAAUCGCAGCCAUCCAGAUAGCAAAGGCAGCUCUUCGAUUCUUCCUCCUGGUGAAAUACAAGUCUGGUAUUCAGCCAACUCCACCUAUUGCUCCUAUUGACAGAGGAAGUCUUAGCAUGUCAGGUGCAGAGGAGGAAGAUAAAGAAAUUUCACAGGCUGAAGAAAUUAUUGCUGGCAUUGAACAACACACUGAAACGAAAAGUCCAGUGACGUUUACGCUAAAAAGAUCAGGAAAAACUGUGAGGACUAUAUCCGCAGCUCCUGCUAUGAACAUGAGGACGUGGUCCCUGUCAAACCUGCAGACAGGUGUGAAGAACCAAAGACAACAGCUGACUCCCACUGUACUUAACAGACAGAGAGUGUGGGCCGAGAGCAUCCACAUCGCAAAGCCUCUCAUUCACUUGGCUAGCUUGUAUGCUUGUGGCUUCUCAUCAUGGAAACCUUGGCUUUUAUCCUGCGGCUUGGAUGUGACGAGUCUGUGUAUGAUGGGAGAACCUGACGACCUGAAUGUCAAUGAGAAAGCCGAGUUGAGACGUCGGACAUUUAUGCUUCUCUUCUACCUGUUGCGGUCGCCAUUCUAUGACAGAUACUCACAAGCCAAGAUUAUUUUUCUUCUAAAAAUCUUUGCAGACAAUAUUCCUGGCAUGUCUCUUUUCAUCAAACCAUUCAUGGAGUAUCUUCCAGCAUGGCAGAAGGUGUAUUUCUACAUUUGGUCAACGUAGCUUGCUGCUGGUUGUGAUUCACCUUCAUAUCCCUAUCGGACACUCUAACGGACACUCCAGUGUGCUUUUGUUUAUCAUUUACAUUUACACCAACCAAUCAUAUUGCAUGAGGGAACAAAAUUAUGUUUUCCUAUGGAAAUUGCACACUAAUCGAAUCAUGUAUUAAUUAUUGAUUAGUCCAGUGUUUUUAACAUUGGCCUGUACUUAAUGUAUUCAGAAAUAAUUGUUUGCCAUUUGCUUUAAAUUUGUAUUUUCUUUUAUGUUUUUAAUUUUGAGACAUCUAAAACAAUGUGUGACACCAGAUCUCCCCAUUAAAAAAAAAAUUGAGGGGAGUGAUCAACUGCUCCCCCGACUUAGAUUAUAGGGAGCCAUUAAAGAUAUCAACAUAUUGAGCAUUGAUAUUUUAAUUCUUUUGAGGUACUUUUUUUUUUUUCAAUUUACAUGCUAAGAGAUGCUAAAAAUUGCUCUCGUUGAGCUAAUACCAGGGGAGUAAUAGGGAGCCUGAGUGAUUGUUCCCCUUUAACAGUGAGAUCUGGUGUGUGUGAGGGGGAGGGAGAGAGUGCGUGUGUGUGAGUAACUGAGACAGAGAGAUGGACACUACGGUUAUAGAGUUUGCAAGUGAGACCAAUAGAUGGACAUUACUGUCAAAAAAGUUAUAAAAUUUAAAUAUUACAAAAAUCAUAAACAUUAUACAUGUGUAAUUUAGUUAAGAAUUGUCAUUGUGAAUAUUGUUUGUUUUUUUCACAACUGGCUGCAUAUGAUAAUAAAGAUAUAUACUAUUACUAACCA